AUGUCACGACUUGACAGUCGCACAUCUAGCCCAAGCCGCUCGAUAUGGCUCCAGAUUCCCGAAGAUACCUUUCGCCAGCAUCUCGUAGAUCUUGAGAAACGCACAAACGCGGUCCCGGUUGAGCCGCAGAUUUUCAACCUGGAACACAACACAGACGCGUGUGCUCACACCCUGCCGCUAUAUGUCGAGCAGCAAUUAGCAGACGAUUUUGCCUUCUUGGCUGCCAUCGAAGAAGGUGCGCAGAGUGUGGCUGCUGCAUGUCUAGAGGAACACGUGCAGCCAGCCGGGCUUACCGUACGGUUCGCGGCUCUAGACCUAACCCUCAGCGAUCAAGUCAAGGCUGCUCUCCAGCAGAUCGCUGAUGGUCUAGUUUCAAGUGCAACCAAUUUGGACAAUCUGAUGCAGGUCGAGGUAUUGUUCGAGCAAAUUGUAAAGUUGCAUUUCCGCCGACUGCUCGCUCGGCUGAGGUCCAACAAGUGGGAGAAGCCUAAGUACCUUUUGCGACAACACAAAAAGCCUUUGUGGCAAGAUUUUGCAAAUAUGAUUCACCGAGUGCAAUUCCUCUUCACCAAGAAAGAGGCAGCACUGAGAGAUUCCGUGGAGACAAAGCUACAUGGUUUGGCUGCGUUGUACCAGGCAUUCGAGAGUUCCGACUCGGGAUCACACAACGAGUUCCCUCUUCUCCAAGACCUCAUCAAGGCAAGCUAUCAGAUUUGUAAGGCUGAGCAUGUUGCCUUGUUUGCGCAGCGCCUGGAAGACAGUGUCAAGAAGACGCCCACAUCGAAAGUUGCAUCAGCUAUCAAAUGUCUCCGACAGAUCGAAAAGAUUGCCGCGCACUGGCGUAUCGCCACCUUUCUCGUUGGUGUAAGUCGCAAGUAUCCUUCACUGUUCCACUCAAAGCUGCAAUUGGCAUUCUUGACGCCGUACAAGAGCGUCCCGACUGAAAUCGGAUACGAAACCUGGGCGAACAGUUGCCACGUACACGCCGAGGUGCAACUAGUCGUGUAUUACGAUCUACACCUUCAGUCCGCUUCUUGUGUCUCCAAAUCGAAUGGUAGUCGGCAUGCAACAUCCCAGCAGAGCUACUACCGCCCUCGAGUCAUUGGAACGUCAAAAUGGCUUUGCUAUCUAUGCUACUUGUUUCUUCGUUCUCACGAUUGCUUCGUUCCUGCCAACACUCACGGCCGACUCUACGAUCAGUGGACGGUGCCGGACUUGGCUGAGUACGGGGAUCAUCUACGCGCUCGCUACCGCAGUAUUGUGAACGCCGUCGAUGAGGAGGUCGUCAAAGAAACAACCCAAGUUGGCGCAGCAACGAAGGAGGACUCCGGCCUUGUAAAAUGGCGCGCUGAGCCGAUGACGAGCAGACAGAACCUGCUGAGUAUGGAGAGCAGUAUUUAG
Ascochyta rabiei is the source of this 1401-nucleotide messenger RNA. RefSeq lists its product as uncharacterized. The transcript has a single exon. The record is from RefSeq and is a predicted model, not a curated record. Lineage: Eukaryota; Fungi; Ascomycota; Dothideomycetes; Pleosporales; Didymellaceae. The coding region runs from base 1 to 1401 and encodes 466 amino acids.